AUGGUCCUGAGUCAGAUGGACGCCGGCAGAGCUUUGACGUCGGCAGCAGCCAAAGGAAACAGCAGCGAGGUGCAGAGGAUCCUGGAGGAAUGCAGAGUUCAUCCUGACACUCUCAAUGAGUUUGGCAGGACUGCACUACAGGUGAUGAUGAUGGGGAACUCCAAGAUCGCCGGCCUGCUGCUGGAAAAAGGAGCGGACCCAAACAUCCAGGACAAACACGGGAUAGCGCCUGUCCACGACGCAGCCCGCACAGGAUUCUUGGACACUCUGCGGGUUCUGGUGGAUUACGGUGCCUCUGUAAACGUCUCGGACCAGAGCGGAGCCUUGCCCAUACACAUCGCCAUCCGGGAGGGUCACCGAGAUGUUGUGGAGUUCUUGGCGCCACGGUCGGACCUGAAGCACGCCAAUAUCAGCGGUCAAACGGCCAUAGAUGUGGCCCGAGCUUCACGCGUGCCUGACAUGAUGGACUUGCUCUUCGCUCACAUUCAUAGUUAG
Molecule: messenger RNA, 495 nt
Organism: Labrus bergylta (ballan wrasse)
Lineage: Eukaryota; Metazoa; Chordata; Actinopteri; Labriformes; Labridae
Gene: cdkn2d
Product: cyclin-dependent kinase inhibitor 2D (p19, inhibits CDK4)
Cellular component (GO): nucleus
Molecular function (GO): protein binding
Source: RefSeq, a predicted model, not a curated record